AUGGGAGGCGGCGGAAAGAUCCCGUAUCCGAAGGAAGUCUGGUCUCCAGCUGGAGGCUGGUACGCGCAGCCGGCCAACUGGAAGGCCAACACAGCCAUCAUGGCUGCGGCAAUUUUCGGCAUCGCUGCGGCCACCUGGAGUCUCAGUGCAGAGCGUGAGUAUCGUGACCGGAUGCCCGAGCCCGGCCGAUUCUUCCCAAGCCGAUAG
Messenger RNA from Talaromyces proteolyticus, 207 nucleotides. RefSeq lists its product as uncharacterized. NCBI's taxonomy places the organism in Eukaryota, Fungi, Ascomycota, Eurotiomycetes, Eurotiales, Trichocomaceae. The transcript has 2 exons. Bases 1 to 207 code for a protein of 68 amino acids. The record is from RefSeq and is a predicted model, not a curated record.